GUGAAAAAAACAUCAAAAAUAAAAAAUAACCUCCUUGUUUUACUUUAAAAAGUAUAGAAUAAGUUUCUUUUAUAAUAAAAAAAAAUAUUUCCAAAUUGCUGUGUUUAUAUUUUCUUUGUAAAUUAUGUUAAGAAUAUUUCCGAACAAUACAUCAAAAUUAAAUGGGUGCAGAUAUCAGAUGAAAUAUUUUCUUGAAACAAUUACAGGACGGGUUCAACAUAGCAACAUUCACCCAGCUUCAUUUAGAUUAUUGAGUGAUUCGAAAGAAUUUUCUGGGAAAAAUGCACAAACUCUUCAGUCAAAAGAUAAUUAUGUAAAGGCUAAUAUGAAUCCACCUCCAUCUAGCUGUCCUCCAGAUGAUUCAAAACCUGAUUCAUCAAAUAAAUUGUUAAUUGCACUUGUGUUAGCUGGUGUUGGGGGAGGUUUGCUAUAUUUGCUGACUAACAACAAAAAAGUUCCUCCUGAGCAAUCCUCUGCAUCUUCAAUUGUUCCAGUUGGUGUUAAAAUACCUGCUUCAAGCGCGGAUAUACCGAAACAUAUUCCAUAUUUAUUAAUAGGGGGUGGAACUGCUAGUUUUUCAGCAUUUAGGGCAAUAAAGUCUCAUGAUCCCAAAGCGAAGGUUAUGGUAAUUUCAAAUGAAUUUCGUAAACCGUAUAUGCGUCCACCACUUUCUAAAGAAUUGUGGUAUAAUGCUGAGAUAAAAAAAAAUCCUGAUGAAGAUUUUCACUUUAAACAAUGGAAUGGCGCUACAAGAAGUAUCUAUUAUGAGCCUGAAGAAUUUUAUGUGGAUCCAACAAAACUUAUGCAAUCCCCUAACGGAGGUGUAGCAGUUUGCCAUGGUUAUUCAGUUAAAAAAGUUUUACCUUAUGAACAGAAAGUUAUACUAUCUGAUGGUACCGAAAUUAAGUAUGAUAAAUGCUUAAUAGCCACAGGUUGUACUCCGAAAAAUUUGGACAUUAUUUCAACUGCCUCGCAAAAAGUUAAAGAAAAAGUAUCCGUUUUUAGGAAUCCUGAAGAUUUUAUGUGUCUUAAAAACAUUGUUGACAAUUCUCAGUCAAUUGUAAUUAUUGGAAGCGGAUUUUUAGGAAGUGAAUUAGCUUGUGCCUUGAGUAAAUACGGAUCGAGCAAUAAUUUAACGGUGUAUCAAAUAUUCAACGAAAAUGGUAACAUGGCUAAAAUCUUGCCCGAAUACUUAAGUGAUUGGACAACAGAAAAUGUUAUUAAACAAGGCGUAAAUGUAAUUCAAUCGGUUCAAGUAACAUCUAUAGAUAGAGCUAACGAUAAACUAAAGUUGCAUUUGAGUAAUGGAAAGACAGUUGUGACUGAUCAUGUCGUUGUAUGUGCUGGUUGUGAAGCAAAUACAGAUAUCGCAAAAUCGUCUGGCUUAGAAGUGGACAAUACAUACGGUGGCUUUUUGGUUAAUGCCGAAUUAGAAGCAAGGAAAAACUUAUUUGUUGCAGGCGACGCAGCAUGCUUCUAUGAUCCAUUACUAGGUAGGAGGCGCGUCGAGCAUCAUGAUCAUUCUGUGGUAUCAGGUCGUUUAGCUGGUGAAAAUAUGACUGGAUUAAAAAAUCCGUAUAAACAUCAAAGUAUGUUUUGGUCUGAUUUAGGACCAGAAUUAGGAUAUGAAGGUAUAGGAUUAAUUGAUUCAUCACUGCCAACAGUAGGAGUUUUCGCAAAAAUGCCUGCAAAUAAGCUAGAAGAAAAAAAUGCGUUAGAAAAUUCUUCAAUUCAAACAAGCACCUCAACCACUGUUACUGAAGAACCUAGCAAAAGCACUAAUAGUGAUAGUACAAAGAAUCCAGAAAAUAAAGUUGAAAAACCAGAAUCGCAUUUAACACCUAAGGAUGAUUAUGGUCGUGGCGUAAUAUUUUACUUAAAGGACAACAAAAUUGUAGGAAUUUUGCUUUGGAAUAUUUUUAAUAGAAUAGGUUUAGCCAGACAAAUUAUAAAUGAAAAUAAAACAUAUGACGAUUUGAAUGAAGUUGCUAAAUUAUUCGAAAUACAUUCGUGAAGAUAAAAAUAAUAAAAAAAAUCAUCAAUCAAAAAAAA
Messenger RNA from Condylostylus longicornis, 2052 nucleotides. RefSeq names its product putative apoptosis-inducing factor 1, mitochondrial (gene AIF). Gene Ontology annotation, molecular function: protein dimerization activity; FAD binding; NAD(P)H oxidase H2O2-forming activity. The record is from RefSeq and is a predicted model, not a curated record. Gene Ontology annotation, cellular component: mitochondrion; cytoplasm. The coding region runs from base 125 to 2014 and encodes 629 amino acids. NCBI's taxonomy places the organism in Eukaryota, Metazoa, Arthropoda, Insecta, Diptera, Dolichopodidae. The transcript has 10 exons. Gene Ontology annotation, biological process: mitochondrial respiratory chain complex assembly; apoptotic process.